Rana temporaria (common frog) is the source of this 4257-nucleotide messenger RNA. It is a transcript of the gene NKX2-3, whose product is annotated as NK2 homeobox 3. Gene Ontology annotation, biological process: regulation of transcription by RNA polymerase II; cell differentiation. Gene Ontology annotation, molecular function: DNA-binding transcription factor activity, RNA polymerase II-specific; RNA polymerase II cis-regulatory region sequence-specific DNA binding. The transcript has 2 exons. Gene Ontology annotation, cellular component: nucleus. The coding region runs from base 679 to 1590 and encodes 303 amino acids. NCBI's taxonomy places the organism in Eukaryota, Metazoa, Chordata, Amphibia, Anura, Ranidae. The record is from RefSeq and is a predicted model, not a curated record.
AGGAAUCCUCAGACCUCUGUUGUUCUCUCAGGAUUUUCCCUCUUGGCGGAUGGUUUUCACACCCGAUUUAUAAUACAUUCCUCCUGUGUGCAGAGAAUAAGACGAGCCUGUAAUAAAGCCAAUGGCAUGUUUAUUGAUCAUUUGUGACUAUUGAUCCCCAAUGCUCAGCCAUGGAAGACUCCAUGUCCUAUCAGCUGGCUGGGUGGUGUCAGGGGCUCUAACACUCCUUAGUCAUGCAGAUGUAACAAUAAAGACAAUAAUGAGCUCUUACACUUACUAAUUGUUUAACUUGGCUGGCUUCUGGAUUGCUGUGAGCUGGCUGGGAAACUUUCCCCCCUAUGAAGGGUUAAUAGAGGCCUGAGCCUUGAAGGAUCCUUCCUCUCCUCCCAGCACCCUUUUCCGGGGGAACUCAGCCUGUGGGCGGGGCUCCCAUCACCCACACCCCCUCCCUUCUUUAUGAUAAAGGGAAGGGUGGUUGACAAGCUGCAUGGUGACGUCACCCGGCAGGGGGGCGUGGCCUGUGCCUUCCCCAAGCCUUCAGCCUUUGCCUGCUCUGCCUGUAACAAAACCCAGAGCCCCAGAUCCAGGCUAAUGGAGGCUGAGUAGACAGCAGAGCCCCUUCCAUCGUUUAUCAUCGGCCCCCCCUCCCUCACCUCACCAUUUAUUGAUCCUUUUCUGAUGAUGUUACCAAGUCCAGUCACUUCCACACCUUUCUCUGUCAAAGACAUCCUCAACCGGGGGCCCCAGUGCCAGCAGCAGCAGCCCAGGGGGCCCCACCAGGAGCUAGAGGAUGGGGACUUCCACCAGGCUUCGUGUAUGCUGGACAAACUCUCCUACCUGAACUCUAUUGGGGCCCCUGAGGGCCACGGCGGCGAGGUGACCAUCACCCCCGACACCUAUGUGCACAAGGAAGAAGAGGAGGACGAGGAUGACGAGCCGAUGGGAGACCCGAGCAACAAGGCCUGCUACUUGAGCAAGUCGCCCCCCCACCCGGAGGAAAAGUCGGAGGAGUCGGAGAGACCCAAGCAGAGGAGUCGGAGGAAGCCCCGGGUGCUCUUCUCCCAGGCUCAGGUCUUUGAGUUGGAGAGAAGGUUCAAGCAGCAGAGGUACCUGUCUGCCCCAGAGAGGGAACACCUGGCCAACAGCCUGAAGCUCACCUCCACCCAGGUGAAGAUCUGGUUCCAGAACAGGAGAUACAAGUGUAAGAGGCAGAGGCAGGACAAGUCCCUGGAGAUGGGCCCCCACCACCCACCCCCACCCCCGAGGAGGGUGGCAGUGCCAGUGCUGGUCCGGGAUGGGAAGCCUUGCAUUGCUGGCAGUCAGGGCUAUAACAAUGCCUACAAUGUAAGUGCCAGUCCUUACACCUACAACAGCUACCCGGCCUACAGCUACAACAACAGCCCUUCCUACAACACCAACUACAGCUGCAGCUACUCCGGCAUCCCCCCCAUCCAGCACAACCCAGGGACCAACCCCUUUGUCGGCAUGGGCAACCUCAGCCAGCUGGGCAAUGCCACACAAGGCCAGAACCACACGGGGCCCUCAGUGCCCACCUGCCAGGGGACUUUACAAGGGAUCCGAGCCUGGUAGGACUGGAGCAGGGACUUCUCUACUGGACACACAGACCUCCAGGAUCUGGGGGUGCUCUAUGACCCAGGGAAGCUUUAUGACCCAGGGGGGCUUUAUGGCCCAGGGGGGCUCCAUGACAAGGGGGGUUCAUGGCCCAGGGGGGCUCCCUGACCCAGGGAGACUCCAUGACCCAGAGGGGCUUCUUGACCCAGGGGGGUUCCAUGGCCCAGGGGGGGCUCCCUGACCCAGGGAGACUCCAUGACCCAGAGGGGCUUCUUGACCCAGGGAGGUUCUAUGACCCAGGUUGGGCUCCAUGGACCAGUCAUCAGAUAUUGUGACACAAGGUAUUAUUAUUAUCAAUAUUACAAACUGGCUGAUGACAUGCGCACUGGUAGAAACCCCAAACUACACCAACCACGUGAUCACCAGCCCUUUAAAAGGAUGCCUUAACCCCUUAACCCCAUGCGGAUGGGGCAGAUGACAGCAAGCUUGAUCUAUGGGAUACAUUGUGUGACACAGACAAUGGACGGUGCUGGCUGUCAGUGUAUGGCAGCUCUGUGUCUAUCUAUAGCACUCUACAGCUGGACUACAAAUCCCAGCAAGCCUGUACCCCAACACAGCCAGACAGGCAAUGGACAUGAGAUAAGUAUUGGAAACAUAUCGAUCUAUGAUCAGCACAUUUCACAGUCAAAGUUUAUGAUGUCAAAAAUUGUAUAAGAUUGAGAUCCAGAUGGAUCUACCCUCUUCCAUAUUACCCUGGACCCCCUGACUUCUAGAUGUAGCCACCCUCUUUAAUAUUACCCUGGGGCCCCUGAAUUCUAGAUAGACACACUCUCUUCCAUAUUACUCGUGGGCCCCUGAGUUCUAGAUGGAUCCAUCCUCUUCCAUAUUACCCUGGGGCCCAUGAGGUCUAGAUGGAUUUACCCUCUUCCAUUGUACCCUGUGACCCAUGAGUUAUGGAUAGAUCCUUCCUCCUCCAUAUUACCCUGGGGCCCCUGAAUUCUAGAUAGAUCCACUCUCUUCAUAUUACUCUUGGGUCCAGAAUUCUAGAUAGAUCCACUCUCUUCCAUAUUACCCUGGGGCCCCUGAGUUCUAGAUGUAUCCAUCCUCUUCCAUAUGAUCCUGGGGCCCCUGAGGUCUAAGUAAAUUCACCCUCUUCCAUUAUACCCUGUAGCCCCUGUGUUAUGGAUGGAUCCAUCCUCUUCCAUAUUACCCUGGGUCCCCUGAGUUCUAGAUAGAUCCACCCUUUUCCAUUGUACCCUGUGGCCCCUGAGUUAUGGAUGCAUCCAUCCUCUUCCAUGUUACUCUGGGGCCCCUGGAUCCAUUCUCUUCCAUAUUACCCCAGGGCUCCUGAGUUCUAGACAGAUCCACCCUUUUCCAUUGUACCCUGUGGCCCCCGAGUUAUGGAUGCAUCCACCCUCUUUCAUUUUACUCUGGGGCCCCUGGAUCCAUUCUCUUCCAUAUUACCCCAGGGCCCCUGAGUUCUAGACAGAUCCAUCCUCUUCCAUAUUUCCCUGGGGCCCCUAAGUUCUAGAUGGAUUCACCCUCUUCCAUAUUACCCUGGAGCCCCUGAAUUCUAAAUAUAUCCACCCUCUUCCAUUGUAUCCUGUGGCCCCUGAGUUACUGAUGCAUCCACACUCUUCCAUAUUACCCUGGGGCCCCUGAAUUCUAAAUAUAUCCACCCUCUUCCAUUGUACCCUGUGACCCCUGAGUUAUUGAUGCAUCCGCACUCUUCCAUAUUACCCUGGGGCCCCUGAGUUCUAGAUAGAUCCACCCUCUUCCAUUGUACCCUGUGGCCCCUAAAUUAUAGAUGGAUCCACCCUCUUCCAUAUGGGGCUCCUGAGUUCUAGAUAGACCCACCCUCUUCCAUAUUACUCUGGGGCCCCUGAGUUCUAGAUAGAUCCAUCAUCUUCCACCAUACCUUGGGGCCCCUGAGUUCAUGAUAGAUCCACCCUCCUCCAUAUUACCCCGUGGCCCCCAGAGGCAGGAAAAAAAUGGUCACACAGUCAGAUAUCAAUCAGUUAAAUCAACGUGUAUGCAGUGUGUUGGGGGGGGGGGGGUUGUGAUUCCAAUAAUUAUUUGAUGGAAGUUAAUUGGGGUAAGUUUGUAUUUUCUGGGGGUGGGGCAUUUAAUUGGCAUUUUGGUGCAUUUCCAUGUUUUGUAUUAAUGGCAAAUAUGCACCAACAUGUAUAUCAAUACACGUAAAUAGAUAUAAAAAAAAAUCAACCCCCCCCCCCCUGUCUAAUUGUAUGUAUAUGGUUCAUGGAUUGUUUAUUAUCUGGAUGAUAUAAAUCUGACCAGUGUGACCACUUAAAGAGCCCCCCCCCCCAUCUGUACACUUCCUGGAAUAGCAAUAUAGCAAUAAUCAUUUCUGCCCUAAUAUUGGAAUUUCUGCCCCCUCCCCCCCCCUUCAAUCCUUGUAUAUGAGAACCGUAUUUAUCAGUGUAUAAGCGCCCUGCUAGCUUAUUACUGCUGUUAUACAGUAUUUCCUCUGUAAUGUCUCUAUCAUAAAAUGGAACAAAACACUCUCUGUACAAUACAGAUCUUUAAUCUAUUAUUGGAUUUGUACAUAGCACUUUCUACCUUUUUAUUAUAGGAAAAUCAAUCAUUCUCUGUAAAAAAAAAAAAAAAAGGAAAGUACACAGGUCAAUGCACUACAACUGAAUAAAACCCAAAAGUGCAAUAUCA